AUGAUUGCUCUUCUGUUACUUGGAUACAGGAACUUGACCAUCAGUGAGCAGCGUGCCAUCAUGGCCGAGAGCGAGAUAUAUGAUCUCAAUGUCUACAAGGCCUUUUUGGAAUGCAAAGACUUCGCUCAAAUGUUCAUGAAACCAAUUGAUAACAAAAUUGGUUACUAUAACUUCGAUCUUGAACCAAAUGAAACUGUUUGCAUUGUUGGAAGUAUUGUUGUUGGAGGCUCGGCUGAUUAUCAUGUCGAUGCUGCUAUUGCGAAAGCUACAAAAGAGGGACCCAAGUGGGAAACUAUUUCCAAAGAUAAUGCUAUGUUCGUAGUCCCAGACAUUAAAGCUAAAGUUGAUAUCUCAAAAAUGAAAAUCUCUAAGAUUCUUAAAGAAUUAUUCAACUUGGUCACUGUUAUUGCACCUCCUGUCUCUAAGAUCAAGUGUAACAAUGGUAAAGCAUGUACAAUUCAAAUCCAUCCAAUUCCGCCUUCAUACCAGGUUGAAAUCAAGAACGAAAUUAAAUUCAAUCUUGAUAUAUCGUUCAGGUUCAAGAGUAUCUUUUCGACCAAGAGCACAGGAGCAUUCAAUAUCAAGUAUAAGACUGGAGGAUCUGUUUCAAAAACAGCGCUCACUGCCACUGUUGAUUUAUCACAAGGACUUUACUUAUCUUCAACAGAAAAGAAUUUCACAUAUACCAGAGAUGAAAAGGUUGACUUCUUAGCAGGUAAAGAUGACUACGUUGGCAAAUUCCUAGGUAUUCCAUGCCAUCAUGAUAAAGAAGGACCAAUUGGGGCAUCAAAGAACAACUGGUUCAGACCAAUGUUUAACGUGAAAGAUAUUUUGAAGGACCUCACAUUUUCCUUAAAUGUUUGGGAAUUCGUCGAAGAUAACCUUAAAAAAUUCAUCAACAUUGAUGGUUCCACAGUCAUUACAUGGGCCCCUAUGGCACAAUCACUCAGUACCAAAGCAAAUAUAACUGAUAAUCCAGAAAAAGUCUACUUCGAAGAAUUAACAUAUAGUGUCCCAGCAAAUGGUGGCGUAUACGACAAGAAGGACGUUGGAUUGGCUGAUGCUCCAUGGUAUGUCAGGUAUCAGCUGGUCAUGAUACUUUGUGCUGCAGUCAUCAUUGUCGGCAUAAUUGCUGCUGUCGUCGCAAUCGUUUUGGUUAAGAAGUACAAGAAGAAUGACAGUGAAACUAAGGGUGCUGAUGCAGUUUAA
Messenger RNA from Trichomonas vaginalis G3, 1209 nucleotides. RefSeq names its product glycoprotein 38 family. The coding region runs from base 1 to 1209 and encodes 402 amino acids. NCBI's taxonomy places the organism in Eukaryota, Parabasalia, Trichomonadida, Trichomonadidae. The record is from RefSeq and is a predicted model, not a curated record. The transcript has a single exon.